This is a messenger RNA of Fragaria vesca subsp. vesca, 1638 nucleotides long. RefSeq names its product cytokinin dehydrogenase 1-like. The coding region runs from base 1 to 1638 and encodes 545 amino acids. NCBI's taxonomy places the organism in Eukaryota, Viridiplantae, Streptophyta, Magnoliopsida, Rosales, Rosaceae. Gene Ontology annotation, molecular function: FAD binding; cytokinin dehydrogenase activity. The transcript is spliced from 5 exons. The record is from RefSeq and is a predicted model, not a curated record. Gene Ontology annotation, biological process: cytokinin metabolic process.
AUGGAGUCACCUCCACGCAGCUUCCACAAACAGAACAACAUUGUCUGCCUCAAACUCUGCUUGCUUUUAUUCAUGGGCUGUGUACCAGAUACAACCAACCUUAGUUACAGCCAAUUUCUGGACACCCCGGCCAUUAUUCCAUACAACUCCUCUGAUAUGGCAUCACCUUUUCAAACACUAAGCCUUGAUGGUUACUUGAGUUUUGACAACAACCAUCAUACAGCAAAGGACUUUGGCAACGUAUACCAUCACCUACCAUCAGCAGUACUAUAUCCAAAAUCUGUUUCCGAUAUCUCCUCCACAAUAAAGCUCAUAUUUGAAAUGGGUUCUGGUUCUGAGCUUACAGUUGCUGCUAGAGGACAUGGUCACUCCUUUCAUGGUCAAGCUCAAGCUCAUCGAGGCGUAGUCAUCAAUAUGGAAUCACUUAAGGGAUCUCCAGAGAUGCAGGUUCAUCUUGGACAGCAACCUUAUGUGGAUGUAUCGGGUGGCGAGUUAUGGAUAAAUAUUUUGCAUGAGACACUCAAACAUGGGUUGGCACCAAAAUCUUGGACAGAUUAUCUUCACCUUACCGUUGGCGGGACUUUGUCAAAUGCCGGAAUAAGUGGUCAGGCGUUCCGGCAUGGACCCCAGAUCAACAAUGUCUAUCAGCUGGAGGUUGUCACAGGAAAAGGAGACAUAAUUACCUGUUCAGGGAAGCAAGAUCCAGAACUUUUCUAUGCUGUUCUGGGAGGGCUAGGACAGUUUGGCAUCAUUACAAAGGCUAGAAUUUCUCUUCAACCGGCACAAAAAAUGGUUAAGUGGAUCAGAGUGCUGUACUCAGACUUCUCAUUGUUUUCAAAGGACCAAGAGCUUCUCAUAUCAGCUGAAAAUUCAUUUGACUACAUCGAAGGAUUUGUUAUAAUUAACAGAACAGGUCUUCUCAAUAACUGGAGGUCUUCCUUCAAUCCUAAAGAUCCAAUUCAAGCAAGCCAAUUUAACUCGGAUGGAAAAACACUCUACUGCCUAGAAAUGGCCAAAUAUUUUAACCCAGAAGAAACUGAUGUCAUGGAUCAGAUAAUUAAGAUUUUACUGUCAAAAUUGCAAUACAUCCCAUCCACCCUCUUCACCUCGGAAGUUUCCUUUGUAAACUUCCUUGAGAGAGUGCAUUUGUCUGAGAUAAAACUACGAGAAAAAGGAUUAUGGGAGGUUCCCCACCCCUGGAUAAACCUUCUCAUUCCUAAAAGCAAGAUACAUGAAUUUGCUGAAGAGGUCUUCGGCAACAUUCUCACAGACAAUAUCAACGGUCCUAUCCUCAUGUACCCAGUCAACAAAACCAUGUGGAACAACAAAACAUCUUUGGUAACCCCCGAUGAAGAUGUUUUCUACCUAGUUGCAUUCUUAUCAUCUGUGGUGCCAUCUUCCACAGGAACUGAUGGCUUUGAUAAAAUUUUAACUCUAAACAGAAGAAUCUUACAGUACUCUGCUACAGCUAACCUGGGUAUCAGGCAAUAUCUGCCCCAUUAUAGAACCCAAGAAGAGUGGCGAGCUCAUUUUGGCUCUCAAUGGAAAGUUUUCAUACAGAGGAAGUCUUCUUAUGACCCUUUGGCAAUCCUUGCUCCUGGACAGAGGAUCUUUAAAAAGGCGGUUCCCAUCAUAUGA